Molecule: messenger RNA, 1182 nt
Organism: Mesitornis unicolor (brown roatelo)
Lineage: Eukaryota; Metazoa; Chordata; Aves; Mesitornithiformes; Mesitornithidae
Gene: CTSE
Product: cathepsin E
Exons: 9
Coding region: 1-1182 (393 amino acids)
Biological process (GO): proteolysis
Cellular component (GO): endosome
Molecular function (GO): aspartic-type endopeptidase activity
Source: RefSeq, a predicted model, not a curated record
AUGAAGAGCUUCCUCCUCCUCACCGUGCUCUGCCUCUCCCUGGCCAGCAGCUUGAAAAGGGUGACCCUGACACGGCACCGCUCCCUACGGAAGACGCUGCGGGCCCGCGGGCAGCUCUCCCACUUCUGGAAGGCCCACGGGCUCAACAUGGUCCAGUACAGCCAGGACUGCACUGCCUUCACGGAGGCCAAUGAGCCCCUCAUCACCUACCUGGACCUGGAGUAUUUUGGGCAGAUCUCCAUCGGGACCCCUCCCCAGAACUUCACCGUGGUGUUUGACACCGGCUCCUCCAACCUCUGGGUGCCGUCCGUCUACUGCGUCAGCAAAGCCUGCACUGAGCACUCCAGGUUCCAGCCCUCGCAGUCCAGCACGUACCAGCCGAUAGGGACCCCCUUCUCCAUCCAGUACGGGACCGGCAGCUUGACGGGGGUCAUCGGAUCUGACCAAGUCGUCGUCGAGGGCCUCACCAUCAGCAACCAACAGUUCGCAGAGAGCGUCAGUGAGCCGGGAAAAGCCUUCCUGGACGCCGAAUUCGACGGGAUCUUGGGGCUGGCUUACCCCUCGCUGGCCGUGGACGGGGUCACCCCCGUCUUUGACAACAUGAUGGCCCAAAAUCUGGUGGAGCUGCCCAUGUUCUCCGUCUACUUGAGCUCGAACCCCGAAUCCUCGCUGGGCGGAGAGCUGCUCUUCGGUGGCUUUGACCCCUCUCGCUUCACGGGGACCCUGAACUGGGUGCCGGUCACCCAGCAAGGGUACUGGCAGAUCCAGCUGGACAACAUCCAGCUGGGUGGGACGGUGGUUUUCUGUGCCAACGGCUGCCAGGCCAUCGUGGACACCGGGACCUCGCUCGUCACCGGUCCCACCAAGGACAUAAAAGAACUGCAAGGCUACAUUGGUGCCAUGUCUGUGGACGGAGAGUUCGCCGUGGAGUGCAGCAACAUGAAUGUGAUGCCCGACGUGACCUUCACCAUCAACGGGCUCCCCUACACGCUCAGCGCCCAGGCCUACACCCUCAUGGAGUACAACGACAACAUGGCCUUUUGCACCAGUGGCUUCCAGGGCUUGGACAUCACCCCUCCUGCCGGGCCCCUCUGGAUUUUGGGCGACGUUUUCAUCCGUCAGUUUUAUUCCGUUUUUGACCGUGGGAACAACAGAGUGGGGUUGGCCCCCGCCGUCCCUUAG